This is a messenger RNA of Myripristis murdjan (pinecone soldierfish), 3319 nucleotides long. RefSeq names its product metadherin a (gene mtdha). Bases 56 to 1564 code for a protein of 502 amino acids. The record is from RefSeq and is a predicted model, not a curated record. Gene Ontology annotation, cellular component: nucleus. Gene Ontology annotation, biological process: negative regulation of apoptotic process; positive regulation of canonical NF-kappaB signal transduction; positive regulation of angiogenesis. Gene Ontology annotation, molecular function: transcription coregulator activity. NCBI's taxonomy places the organism in Eukaryota, Metazoa, Chordata, Actinopteri, Holocentriformes, Holocentridae. The transcript has 12 exons.
CCACUCCUCCGUUAGCAUACGGCGGCUGGCACUGAUUGCUAGCUGGUGUUCCGCGAUGGCAGUGGACUUGCAAGCUUUGGCGCUGGAAAAAGCCGAAAUACUGUCUAGCCGUGUGAAAGAGCUCCUGUCUUCCGGGCAAGGGUACAUUCGAGCCCAGUUCGGGGUUGAUUUGGGUCUGAAGCCCGAGCUGUACCCGACAUGGGUCAUCCUCUCCACGGCGGCGCUGGGUCUGCUGCUGCUGCUCGCUCUGUCAUGGGCCGCCGUCUGUGGCGGACUGGUGGCCGGGAAAAAGCGGGGAUCCUCGGUCACCCAAGCCAGCGGCGAGCCAGUCAGGGCCCACUUCACCAAACCUGCCAAGCCAGAGGAGCAGAAGAAGAGGAACAAAAAGAAAUCAGCCGAAAAGAAGGCUCAGUCUAAUGGCAGACCAGUGACUGUUGCUCAGGAGGAAGUGAAAGUCAUCGAGCCGGUCACCAAGCCAUCCCCAGAGAUCAGAGCUGAGAAGGUGCAUGUAGUGCAGGCCCCAGUGCAGGUGAAGAAGAACAAGAAGAAAGCCAAGGCAGAUGUGAAACCAGCCCAGAGUGUAUCUACCACUGAUGGAAAGGAAACCGAUGAUGGCGCCUGGGAAACUAAAGUCAGCAACCGUGAGAAGAGGCAGCAGCGCAGGAAGGAAAAGGGCUCUGAGGAUUCUGGGAGCCCAGGAGGGGUGGAUGCCCCCAAGACCCAUGUGGAGGCGCCUGUAGCCCCAGCCCCUACCAACGUUAAGAAGAACAGAGGAAACCAUGAGUCCCUGCAUUCAAGAGCCAGUGGGAAGAUGGAUGCAGGCAGUGGACCAGUGUCGUCCAGCUGGAGGGAGGAGCCGUCAGUCAAUGGCGGAGGGUGGGCUGACCUGUCCCUGAAGAUCUCAGGUCAGAUCGGCGCGAUGGAGGGGGACAAGUGGAGUACCAUUAGCACAGCUCCACGGCACAGGGCCCAACCUGACACCCAGUCCUGGUGCCAGAAGACACAAGCAUCAUGGAGUGGCAUUGACGGUCGAAUGAAGACUGACCUCAGCCCCGUGUCCUUCUCCAUGCUGGGACUAAACGCGACAGAGCCCAUAUCAAAUUCUGUUGACCUGAAGUGGGCCAACCAGCCUAAUGUUGAUGACGAAUGGUCUGGAUUCAAUGGAAUGGCAGCAGUGGACCCCAGCUCCGACUGGAACGCCCCAGCAGAACACUGGGGGAACUAUGAAGAGGCCCCUGUGUUGGUGACACCAGCAUCUCAACCCAAGGAACAGCCUGUCCUCAACAAGGUGUCAGAGGAUGAGAAAGAGACUGAGGAUCCUGCUGGAGGAGCUGCGAAAUCUAAAAAGAAGCGGAGAAAGAAGAAGAAAACAGAGGAGGAGGCUGCUGCUCCUGUGACAAGCAUAAUUAACCUCAAGCCGAACACGAUACCCAAACCCCAAGAGCUUCCAGUUGUGGCCUCCAACAAGCAGUCUGCUAACAUGCCCUCCUCUCAGAAGAAGUCUGAGCUGGUGAUGGAGCCUCCAAAGCCGUCCCAGAAGAAGAAGGUGCGAAGAGAAACAUGAAAUCAGAUCACAGGUCCAUAUAAAUCAUAUGCAAAAUGAUUGUUAAGUGUGUCAAAUGCAAUAAUUUCCAGGUACAGAUUUUUUUCUGUGAGAUAAAUUGACUGUAAUUUUUUUCAAUUACAAAACAAAGAAAACUAGCAGUGGAUACCAACUGCUUGGCUCACUGUAGUGAAACAUGUGGUCCUAUGGACUGAAAUACUGAAAUCUUAUCCGAUUUGCACUACACGCUCAACUGCAGACAGCAGGGUUUCCUGAGAGGUGGAUUUGCAGUGGAGGUACACGUUGAUAUGUAAUUAUUUUCAAAGGCAUCAAAAAUGGUGUUUUUUUUUUUUUUUUUUUUUUUUUCUAAGCAUUUAUGUUUAUCAUUUGUAAACCCCAAAGUACAAAGGGUUUUUUACGGUCUUGGAUUUUAUUUUAUAAAAUGUAAAGUUACAAGAGAUGCUUAUAUUGUUCCCCCAGUCUGUUGCACUUUGUACUGACUGCCAAGCUGCUGCCCCUGUAUCAAUUAAUGAAAGUUCUUGCAGCAGGCUGCUUGUUAAUGCUGGUCUCAAAUCAGUUUAACAUGUUUAUUUACAGAGGCAAAAUUUGGACUGUGGAUGUGAUAAACUGAUUACUGAUCUCUACCGACGGAGUCCUUUGGUUAACAGUACUUUAGAGAGCAGUAGCUAAUAUCAACCAGCUGGAGGCGCUGUAACGUGAAGUUAAAGCGUAGAGAGAUUCUCCUACCUGCAGUGGCACUAGUAUUUUCUCAGUACAUUUAUCUUCUGAUUAUGUAUUUCUUUACUGGUCUAGACUGUGCAUAGACGUUCUAGAGACAUUUAUGGUCCCUAUUGCACUCUAUAUGAUUUUUUUAACAAAAUAUUUAUCUUCCAAUCUUUGUGCUAGAAAAAGCCAUGCCAUAUGUACAGAUUGUAAGGGCUUUUUCCAGUUCUGUGAUUGCACUGUGCAAAAGGCUGUACUGAGUUUCCUUGAUGUUGAUGCGUUGUUUUUUAUGACCUUUUUGCGGAAUGUGAAAUGACUAAAUUUUGGUUUUGAAAUGACUUCCCGUGUUUCUGAUGGGGAUCAUGUUUUGUGAUGGAAAAUGAAAGUGUGGCAGGGAGCUGGUAUGGAGCAGCUUUAAUUCCACGUUGGUUUUAGGAAUUGAAUUCCAUUGCCUUAACCUGUAGUUGUAUAGUAUGUGCAUUGGCGUCCUUUUUUAUAGUUUCCAUCCAACUGCAAGUUUUGAUGUCAAAAUGAAUUUCAUCGAGCAUGACUUUGAUAACCAUACUUGUGUACAUUAAAUUAAAUGAGCAGAUAACUUGCUGUAACUUGUAGUACUUGCUCUUGGAGUACCCAGUCAGUGUAUAUAAUAGGCUUUGCAAGGACAAAAAAUGAGGCUUGAGUCUUAUCCAUGGACAUCGAGCUCAAUAAAAAAUAACACUGAUGUGUUGUGGGCAGGCUUGUGCAGGAGUGUGUAUUCAAAGAGCCGUAGUGGAUCAAGCUGUUGAUUGGCUGGUGGUGGUACAGUAUUUUUUGCCUAUAGCUAUUAGUAGACUUGAUAGAUGAUAAAAAAAAAAAAAAGAUGAUAUAUCAGUAUAGCUACAGACACCCAAUUUCUUUUGUUAAUACUGAUGAUUAAGAUUAUUCAAUCAUUGUAUUUAUAUACUUGUCCUUAGGAUAUGAUUUUGAGAAUGAUUUUGUUUAUCGAAGAAAUACAAAUAUUUCUAUGUUUGUUUGGUAAAGUUGAAAAAUAAAUGAAAAUAAUGCUUGAUAUCA